Messenger RNA from Leptosomus discolor (cuckoo roller), 1817 nucleotides. The record is from RefSeq and is a predicted model, not a curated record. Lineage: Eukaryota; Metazoa; Chordata; Aves; Leptosomiformes; Leptosomidae.
UAUUAUCCUAUAGAAGAAGUAUUGGCUGCUGAAUAUUUGCUUGAAGAAUUCAGGCCAGAUUUAAUAGAGAUGGUACUGGAUAAAUUGAGACCAGAAAAUGUUCGAGUUGCAAUAGUUUCCAAGUCUUUCGAAGGAAGAACUGAUCGAACAGAAGACUGGUAUGGAACACAGUACAAGCAAGAAGCAAUUUCUGAUGAAGUUAUUAAGAAAUGGCAAAAUGCUGACCUGAAUGGGAAAUUCAAGCUUCCAAUGAAGAAUGAGUUUAUUCCUACUAACUUUGAGAUUUUGCCAUUGGAAAAAGAUGCAACACAGUACCCUGCCCUUGUCAAGGACACUGCUAUGAGCAAACUGUGGUUCAAGCAAGAUGACAAAUUUUUUUUGCCGAAAGCUUGUCUCAACUUUGAAUUUUUCAGCCCAUUUGCUUACGUGGAUCCCUUGCAUUGUAACAUGGCUUAUUUGUACCUUGAACUACUCAAAGACUCCCUCAACGAGUAUGCAUAUGCAGCAGAACUAGCUGGCUUGAACUAUGAUCUCCAAAAUACCAUCUAUGGGAUGUAUCUUUCUGUAAAAGGUUAUAAUGACAAGCAACAUAUCUUGCUUAAGAAGAUCAUUGAGAAAAUGGCUACUUUUGAGAUUGAUGAAAAACGAUUUGAAAUUAUCAAGGAAGCGUACAUGAGAUCGCUUAACAACUUCAGGGCUGAACAGCCUCACCAGCAUGCAAUGUAUUAUCUUCGACUCCUGAUGACAGAAGUUGCUUGGACCAAAGAUGAAUUAAAAGAAGCUCUAGAUGAUGUCACUCUUCCCCGCCUCAAGGCCUUUAUAGCUCAACUGUUGUCACGGUUACACAUUGAAGCUCUUCUCCAUGGCAAUAUAACAAAACAGGCUGCAUUAGGAAUUAUGCAGAUGGUUGAGGACACUCUCAUUGAGCAUGCUCAUACAAAGCCACUCCUUCCCAGUCAACUAGUGAGAUACAGAGAAGUGCAACUUCCUGACAGAGGUUGGUUUGUGUAUCAACAGAGAAAUGAAGUUCAUAACAAUUGUGGCAUUGAAAUAUAUUACCAGACAGACAUGCAGAGCACUUCUGAGAAUAUGUUUUUGGAGCUCUUUUGUCAAAUUAUCUCAGAACCAUGCUUCAAUACUCUGCGCACCAAGGAACAAUUAGGUUACAUCGUGUUCAGUGGUCCACGUCGGGCAAAUGGCAUACAGGGACUGCGAUUUAUUAUCCAAUCUGAAAAGCCACCACACUAUUUAGAAAGCAGAGUUGAAGCGUUCUUAAAAACUAUGGAGAAAUGCAUAGAAGAUAUGACAGAAGAGGCCUUCCAAAAACACAUCCAAGCUUUAGCAAUUCGUCGUCUAGACAAACCAAAGAAACUGUCUGCAGAAUGUGCUAAAUACUGGGGAGAAAUCAUUUCCCAGCAGUAUAACUUUGACAGAGAUAAUGUUGAAGUGGCUUAUCUGAAGACCCUGACCAAGGAUGAUAUUAUACAGUUCUACAAGGUGCUGUUGGCAAUAGAUGCUCCCAGAAGACACAAGGUAUCAGUACACGUCCUUGCAAGGGAAAUGGAUUCCUGCCCUGUUGUUGGAGAAUUUCCAUGCCAAAAUGAUGUGAACCUGGCACCAGCACCACCGCUACCACAGCCAAGUGUGAUUGAAAAUAUGACAGAAUUCAAGCGCAAACCUGAAACUAAGUCCCAGAGGGGACACGCACGUUGUCAUACCUCAGAAUCCUGGUAUAGUCGAUGGGGCUAUUCUGGUCGCUGGAUCAGUGUUCGUCCUUACGCUGGCUCUGAAGCCAAAUUACAUGAACGCUUGGCAGG